AUGGAUUCCAUAAGUCAAUACUGUGAAGGAGCAGAACAUAGGUGUUGUGCUAGACAUCUUUAUAGCAAUUUCACCUUGGCACACAAAGGUCUGGUCCUUAAGAACCUAUUUUGGACUGCAGCAAGGGCAACAACAGUGCCAGAAUGGAAGAGUGCAAUGAAUGAGUUAAAAGACAUAAGUGAAGAGGCUUACAACUGGUUCCUUGAAAAACCUCCUUCCCAGUGGACCAGAUCCCAUUUUGAAGAGCAUUCGAGAUGUGAUAUUCUUCUUAAUAAUUUGUGUGAGGCAUUCAAUUCUUCUAUUGUUGUUGCCAGAGAUAGGCCCAUCAUCUCGAUGCUAGAGAAAAUUUGGCAUCAACAAAUGAUAAGGAUGAAUGUAAAAAGGGAAGCAGCACAGAGGUGGGAUCAUGCAUUCGGGCCAAGAAUUGUGAAAAUCAUUGAGAAUGCUACUUCUGAGGCAAGGUACUUGAAGGCACUCUAUGUAGGCAACCAUAAGUUUGAGAUAAGCAGCAGAGACGAUUUGAGGUGGAGUGUUGACUUGACAAAACAUGCAUGUGCAUGCAGAAAAUGGCAGUUCACUGGAAUACCAUGCCCCCAUGCAAUAUCAGGCAUGCUUUCAAGGGAUAUUGGCAUAUAUGAGUACAUCGACCCAUGGUAUAGCAAGGAAACAUACCUUAAGUGUUACUCCCCAGUGAUCCACUCGAUGUCAGGGCCUGAACUGUGGCCAGAAUUGGGAAAGCAUCCUCUCAAUCAACCUUAG
Molecule: messenger RNA, 759 nt
Organism: Olea europaea var. sylvestris
Lineage: Eukaryota; Viridiplantae; Streptophyta; Magnoliopsida; Lamiales; Oleaceae
Exons: 1
Coding region: 1-759 (252 amino acids)
Molecular function (GO): zinc ion binding
Source: RefSeq, a predicted model, not a curated record